UGGAAGCUUUGAUACGCUCGAGGACUUUGCAAUCAAAACAGUCAAGGAUAUUGAAAAAGCAGGCAACGUCACUUUGGAAAACACAGUUAAUGGAGUUGUGAGCAGAAUACAAGAUGCGACUAAAGUCAACCAUUGAUGAAGUGAAAAGGGCAAUAAAUGCAGACAAAUUACUGACUGAUGCUGAAAACCUUGGAAUAGCUGCCUCAGACGUUUUGAGAGAUUUACAAAAUGCUUCCGAGACACUAGAGGUCAUAAAGGAACUCAAUAGAAAGAUAUCUGGCACACUAACUAGUGUUAAGACUGCUGUGAAUAGUACCUGUACUAGCGGUAACAUUCCUCUUAGCCCAUGUCCCAGUGUUAAUGUGGAUACUGGAACGGACUUCACUGGAAUUGACAGUUUAACCAACGAAAUUAACAAUAUGAAGGGAGCUCAAGGAAUUAUCAAUGAAACUCAAACGGCUAGAGCAGAAUUUAAUAAACUUCAGGCCAAUUUGACUGACGACAUAAACCAGGAAAUAAAUCGUUCUGUUGACCAAUCUAGGGAUAUAACACGACAGGUUUCUGGGAAGCUGAACACAGUCAAUGAAACUGUGCAGCCUUUUUUGGACUCCAUCAACAAUAAUGUGGAACCACAGCUACAAGACCUUGACACCUACCUCAAGGAAUAUGGAGAUUACUGGUGGUAUGCUGGUAUAGCCAUUCCAUGUGUUGUGAUAUUGAUAGUUAUAUUCUACUACAUUGGUAUCAUGUUCGGCACAUUUGGAGAUCGGCCAGGAGAUGGAGCUCAGUGCUGUAACAAGGGAGCUGGCAGUAACCUCCUUGUAUGUGGUGUGGUGUGGUCCUUUCUGUUUGCCUCCAUAUUUAUGUUGGUGGUACUGAUACUGUUUCUGGUGGGAGGGAGCAUGUAUGGUGUUAUGUGUCGUGAAUUCAACAAUGGAGUGGAAAAUAUCCAGCUUUAUGAACCAGUUGUUGAUGAGGUAUUAAAUAUCCGGAUUGGUAAACUACUGUAUGGAGACAAGGCCCCAGCCAACCUCACUCUGGGAAGCAUCCUCGACGACUGUAAGAAUAACAAGGCCCUGUACACAGCCGUCAAACUCAAACAUUUGUUUGAUUUGGAUUCUCUACUCAACACCUCUGCAGUCACUGCACAGAUCAAUAGUGUGAUGACAGAUACACUACCUAACAUCGGUAAUAUCGCCAUAAUACCACAAGGAUUACAGAAUGAACUUAAUGGGUUCUCCGCCUCUGGUGUGGACACCAUCAACUUCACCCAGUACAUGACCCAGCUCAACAAGGCUAUCACUACGUCACCAUUGAAUGAUUCUAUUUCCGAACUUACUACUGCAGCAGCUGCAAUUGAAACAAAUAACCAAGCUGCAGGAGAAAGCCUGAGGAAUCAGUCUACAAUCCUACAGGCUUUGGAGAAUGAGGAAGUAGCCAAUCUAACUCUUCAGUUUAACCAGCUGAGGACAGUGGUACAACAUUUAGAGACUUUUUCAAACAUAAAGAAUCAGACAACAGACCUCAUUAAUGGACUUAAUCAAGCCCAGACGGAUUUCAAUAAUAACAGCACUACCAUUGUUAGAGAGACAUUACAGGAUGUGACCAGAAACAUUUCAUUGUAUGUGGAGAAUGAGAUAAAUGGAGUGAAGAGUAGGAUUGAGAAUGGCAUUGGGAAUUGCAGGCCAUUGUAUGAUGCCACCCAGCAGGCUUCUGAUUCCUUCUGUCUCAUAACACUUGACCCACUUAAUGGUUUCUGGUUUGGUCUUGGCUGGGCCAUAUCAGGCUUCAUCUUCUGUAUUAUCUUUGCCCUGUGUCUAGCCAGUCUGUAUCAGCGAGAGGAAUCCUAUGACAAGCUGUUAGACAUGAGUAGGAAAAAGGCAAGCCGUACCCAGGACCUUGACAGUCCAGAUAUGGAGAUGUACCAGGGCCAGGCGGGCUACAACGCGUACGGUCAUCAGGACAACGUGCCAUUGACCAGCAUGGAGGCAGGUAAUCAGAAGGGUGGUCGAAGCAGGGGCGUGCCAAACGCGGCCUACGACAAUGGGCAGCAGCAGGAUCCUUACUUACGUAAUGGUGAGGGUGGCUACCACUAUCACGGUUCCGACCGCCCCCCCUCAUACCACGAAAGUGGCCAAUACCCUAUGCAUGGUGGCUAUCCAGUGUUGCCACAGCAGCAAAAGUAUUACUAAUGCCACACAAAGCCCCUGGUAGCAAGAAGAGAAAACAGUACUACUAGCUUAUCUUAUAUGGAGUGAUAUACAGUAGUCCAAAGAUUUCAAAUGCCAAAAUAUUUUUGUGGCAAUGUGUUUGAAGAUUUUUAGUGAUUGCUAUUUUCUGUUGUUUUGUGUAUCAUUUUUAUGUAGCCAAAGAAAUGAAUUUUUUGUAUCUACAAUCCAGGACUAUUGGUCCUCUUCAGGGCUUGGUGUUGUAACCCUUCCUGAUAUGGACAUUCUUAUGGGGUUAAUUGAUAUGGACAAGGACUUAUGAGAUAAUGUUGAUCAGAAGACUGUAGUACAGAAUUAAAAUAAUUAUUCCAGACAAGACUAGAAACGGAUGGCAGUAAUCUUGGCAACCUAUAAUAUUCAAAUGGAGGUAAUUAUUUGAUAAUGACAUUUAAUAAUCGUUUAAAGCUUAUGUCAUUGGUUCAAGGUGAUAACUUGGGAUUUCUGUUAUAUAUAUUCUACAUAUGUGUUCCGACUGAAUGUAAUAGCUUUACCUGUACAGAUAAGUGGUAUGACACUGUAACAUUUUAUGUUGUUAUAGGUUACCUUUGAUAUGUAAAUGGGGAUUUUCCCAGAUAUGAUAUUAAUAAACAUUCCAGUUACAUACAUUCCAAAUGCCUGAAAUUUUUUCAAUAAUUUUCUAUUUUUUCCCUCUAUUAAGAUUGAGGAAUUUGGUUUUCACAUUUCAUUCCAGUACAUUUUGAAAUUGUGCUUAAUAGCUUCCAAUUUUUUUUUUUUUGGGGGGGG
Pecten maximus is the source of this 2972-nucleotide messenger RNA. RefSeq names its product prominin-1-like. Gene Ontology annotation, cellular component: membrane. The record is from RefSeq and is a predicted model, not a curated record. The transcript is spliced from 23 exons. The coding region runs from base 114 to 2192 and encodes 692 amino acids. Lineage: Eukaryota; Metazoa; Mollusca; Bivalvia; Pectinida; Pectinidae.